This is a messenger RNA of Vanessa atalanta (red admiral), 1753 nucleotides long. It is a transcript of the gene Mcad, whose product is annotated as probable medium-chain specific acyl-CoA dehydrogenase, mitochondrial. Gene Ontology annotation, molecular function: medium-chain fatty acyl-CoA dehydrogenase activity; flavin adenine dinucleotide binding. The record is from RefSeq and is a predicted model, not a curated record. The transcript has 10 exons. NCBI's taxonomy places the organism in Eukaryota, Metazoa, Arthropoda, Insecta, Lepidoptera, Nymphalidae. Bases 190 to 1464 code for a protein of 424 amino acids. Gene Ontology annotation, biological process: fatty acid beta-oxidation; medium-chain fatty acid catabolic process. Gene Ontology annotation, cellular component: mitochondrion.
AGCACGAACGAAUACGAACACUUCUUGCACUGCUCAACACAAGAGCAAGUGUUUGUUUUGGAAGCAUUUAAUUUUCUUAUGAUUAUUCGACGUGGAUUGAGUAAGGUCGUUAUAAUAUUAUAAAUUUAUUAUCGGGUCUAAAGUCUAGCACAGAAGUCAUCUUUUUACAAAAGAGCUGAAAUUCGAACUAUGAAUCCUCUAAGCCAAAUUGUACGCGCCACGCGCCCUAUUUAUCGUAAGUUGUCGACGUCCACGCCUGUGGCGUCAUCAGCGAAGCCCAUUCCUACCACUGGCAUGUGCUUCGAGUUAAACGAUGAACAAAAAGCGCUGCAAGAUCUGGCUCGCAAAUUCACAAGAGAGGAGAUCGUACCAGUUGCCGCUCAGUACGACAAAACCGGCGAGUACCCGUGGCCCAUCAUAAAGAAAGCCUGGGAAAUCGGUCUAAUGAACGGACACGUUCCCGAGCACUGCGGGGGCAUGGGAAACUUUGGAGUUCUCGACGAGUGCAUAAUUGGUGAAGAAUUUUCCUUUGGAUGUAGUGGUAUUGGGACAGCCAUUGGCGGCACUGGCCUUGGACAAACUCCCGUUAUACUGGCCGGUAAUAAGGAGCAGCAGAAGAAAUAUCUCGGUAGAUUGAUCGAGGAACCAAUAGUUGCUGCGUAUGGUGUCACUGAACCCGGUGCUGGGUCGGACGUAGCGGGUAUUAAGACGAGGGCAGAAAAGAAGGGCGAUGAAUGGAUCCUCAACGGACAGAAGAUGUGGAUCACCAAUGGUGGUGUUGCCAACUGGUACUUCGUACUGGCGAGGACGAAUCCGGACCCCAAGUGCCCGGCCAGCAAAGCCUUCACCGGGUUCAUCGUCGAGAGAGAGUGGGCGGGAGUGACCCCAGGUCGUAAGGAAUUGAACAUGGGACAACGUGCCUCAGACACUCGUGGAAUUACAUUCGAAGAUGUACGCAUUCCCAAAGAGAAUGUGCUGAUCGGAGAAGGCGCAGGAUUCAAGAUAGCCAUGGGCGCUUUCGACAAGACCCGCCCACCUGUGGCGGCUGGUGCCACAGGUCUCGCUCAGCGAGCGUUAUACGAAGCUACUAAAUAUUCACUCGAGCGUAAAACAUUCGGCGUUCCCAUCGCCCAUCACCAAGCCGUAGCGUUCAUGUUGGCAGACAUGGCCGUCGGUGUAGAAACAGCACGUCUCGCCUGGCAGAAGGCUGCCUGGAUGGUCGAUCACGGCCAGAAAAACACCGUGAUGGCGUCUGUAGCUAAAUGCUACGCUUCCGAAAUUGCUAACAAAUCCGCCUCAGAUGCCGUACAAGUAUUCGGUGGUAACGGUUUUAAUAGCGAAUAUCCUGUGGAAAAACUCAUGCGUGACGCAAAAAUUUACCAGAUCUACGAGGGUACAUCGCAAAUUCAAAGACUCAUCAUUUCCCGAGAAAUCCUCACAGAAGCUAAGCAAAGCAACGCUUAAAUCGUCACAUGUUCAUUUUUGAGAGUAUGUUUGAUGAAAGGCUGACUAUCAUUAUACUGAUUCGAUACCAAUAUAUUUUUAUUGUUUUGAGAGAUUUUUUAAACCAUUAAGAAAAAGUGCCUUAACAGUUGAGAUACAAUUUUAUAUCCUUUACAAAAAAAAAUAUUAAAGCAGUUUAAUGUCACAUGUGCUUGGUUUUUUUAAUAGUCUGUGGUCCUAUUUUUGUAUGUUAGACAUUGUACCUGUAACUUAAGAUUCUUUAUUGAAAUAAAUUAUAUGGCACAGGUUA